Penicillium diatomitis is the source of this 972-nucleotide messenger RNA. RefSeq names its product oxidoreductase, short-chain dehydrogenase/reductase family. The transcript has a single exon. The record is from RefSeq and is a predicted model, not a curated record. NCBI's taxonomy places the organism in Eukaryota, Fungi, Ascomycota, Eurotiomycetes, Eurotiales, Aspergillaceae. The coding region runs from base 1 to 972 and encodes 323 amino acids.
AUGGGCUUGACCUGGUCUCAGUUCUUCCCGCCCGCCCCGGGUCUCACCGAAGCCAACCUACCCAGCCAAAAGGGUAGAGUGUUCAUGAUCACAGGCGGCUAUUCAGGAGUGGGCUUCGAACUUUCCAAGAUUCUCUAUGGCGCUGGCGGAAAGAUAUACAUUGCCGGUCGCUCCGAGGCGAAAGCGAAGACUGUCAUCCAAGCGAUCGAAUCUGCAUACCCCAACUCCGGCGGCGAGAUCGUGUUUCUACCUCUUCAACUGGACGACUUGACCACUAUCAAACCCGCCGUGGAGCGAUUCACUCGCACUGAAUCCCGACUGGACGUGCUGUUCAACAACGCUGGCGUUUCCAACCCUCCACCAGAAGAGGUAUCGCCUCAAGGUCACGAGCUCCAGUUCGCCACAAACUGCCUCGGGCCCCAUUUACUCACGCAGCUACUCCUACCAACACUCCAGCGGACAGCUCUCGGCGCGCCUGCAGCCUCGGUCCGGGUCAUUUGGCUUGGGUCGAUCGUGGUCGACAUGUCCGCACCAUCGAAUGGCGUCAAUCUAGACGAGAUCAUCCAACGCGAUUCCCGAAUGAAUCGCAAUUACACAAAUUCCAAGACCGGAAAUUGGUUCUUAGCUGACCAUCUGGCCAGACAAGCUGGUUCAUCUGGAGUGUUGAGUCUUGUUGUGAAUCCAGGGAAUCUGAAAUCUGAACUGACUCGUCAUUUCCCGUCUUGGGCACCAAUCCUACUGUCGCCCCUUCUUUAUCCUCCAAUCUAUGGUGCUUACAGUGAGCUUUGGGCGGGCAUCUCGCCGGAUCUAACGAUGGAAGAUGGUGGGAAAUCUAUCAUUCCAUGGGGUCGACUUCAUCCUAAGCCCAGGGAGGAUUUGCUGAAAGCGAUGAAACCCAAAGAAGCCGGGGGCACGGGGGAUGCUGAACUAUUUUUGCGCUAUUGUGAUGAUUCAAUUGAACAGUACAAGUAA